AUGACGGUCGCCACUAACUCAACAUUCAAGGGCUCGACCUCGGCCCGCUUCGUGAAAAACAAGCAAACGAAAGUCACCUCCCAGUUCAAAGUUUCCCAACCUAUGGACGACAAGACUUCCACCAAUCCCAUGCUCAAUGACUCCAUCACUAGGCGUGAUUUGGUGGACAAAAUCGAUGCAUUGGACGCUGUCAUGGGCUUUGAUCGGUUUGACCAGGGUGAAAUGGACGGCGCAAAGCCCAGAAAGGGUUGGUUGAUCAACAUGCAUGCUACUACUAUCCCAUCAGAAGAAUAUUUGGCGGGAUAUUCAGGCGUUGACUUCUACUUUUUGGACGAGGAGGGAGGAUCCUUCAAAUCCACGGUGAAGUACGACCCGUAUUUCUUUCUUAUUGUGUUUCCCGGCAGAGAAGCCGAGGUGGAGGAGGUUUUAAAGAAGUCUUUGGAACAAGUGAGAGUGAAACUGGUUUCCCGAGAAUACAAAGAUGACCUUGCACUUCCCAACCACUUGGUAGGGUUGCAACGUUCGCUCAUAAGGCUCCUGUUCCAUAACGUCUCCGAUCUCCUAGGGGCUCGUCGCAUAUUGACCCCAAUUGUAAAGGAAAACCAGAAUCGCAGAGAUAACAGAGAUCUUUUCCAGAUAAUGAAUUUCAACAACUCCACAAGUGUGGGAGGCGGGAUGAAUGAUUACAACAUGGACGCAAACUUCACCAAGAAUGAUACAGUGGCCGAUCCAUUGACACUCAUUGACGAUAUCAGGGAAUAUGACGUGCCAUACCACGUUAGAGUAUCUAUUGAUCGGAAUAUUCGUGUGGGUAAAUGGUAUGAUGUGUACGCCAAACAUGGCGAUAUCACUCUCCAAGAAGAUACAGAGAAAAUUGCAUUUGCCGACCCGGUGGUUAUGGCGUUUGAUAUCGAGACCACCAAGGCUCCAUUGAAGUUUCCCGAUGCCAAGAUCGACCAAAUCAUGAUGAUUUCUUACAUGAUUGAUGGCGAUGGCUAUUUAAUCACUAACAGAGAGAUCAUCUCUGAGGACAUCGACGACUUCGAGUACACACCCAAGCCAGAAUAUCCUGGUCAGUUCACUAUUUUCAACGAACCAGAUGAGAAACAUUUGUUGAUGAGGUUCUUUGAACAUAUUCGUGACUGUAGACCCACUGUCAUUGCCACCUUUAACGGUGACUUCUUCGAUUGGCCCUUUGUCGAGAACAGGACAAACUUUCAUGACAUGGAUAUGUUUGAAGAGAUUGGUUUUGCCAAAGAUAAUGAGGGUGAGUAUAAAUCCAAGUACUGUGUCCAUAUGGACUGCUUCCGUUGGGUCAAGAGAGACUCUUAUUUGCCACAAGGAUCUCAAGGUUUGAAAGCAGUCACCACGGCCAAAUUAGGCUACAAUCCCAUCGAGUUGGAUCCCGAAUUAAUGACCCCUUACGCAUAUGAAAAACCCCAAACAUUAUCGGAAUAUUCUGUGUCGGAUGCGGUGGCCACGUAUUACUUAUACUAUAAGUAUGUUCAUCCUUUCAUUUUCUCCUUAUGCACCAUCAUUCCAUUAAAUCCUGACGAGGUGCUAAGAAAGGGAACGGGAACGUUGUGUGAGAUGUUGCUAAUGGUGCAAGCAUACGAGAAGAACAUUCUUCUCCCGAACAAGUACACUGACCCUAUCGAGAGAUUCUAUGAGGGCCAUUUACUUGAAUCAGAAACCUAUGUCGGUGGUCAUGUUGAAUCUCUUGAAGCUGGUGUUUUCAGAAGUGACAUUUCCAGUGAUUUUAAAAUCGACCCAACUGCUAUCAAUGAGCUCAUAAGAGAUCUUCGAAACUCUAUUAAGUUUUGCAUUGAAGUUGAGAGCGGAAAGUCCGUUGAAGAUGUCGAGAAUUUUGAAGAUGUGUACGAAGCAAUCAAAUCUCAACUUGAAGAAUUAAGAGACAUCCCUGUCAGAAAAGAGGAGCCAUUAAUCUAUCAUGUUGAUGUGGCAUCCAUGUACCCAAAUAUCAUGACUUCCAACAGAUUGCAGCCGGACUCCAUGAAAACCGAAGAAGACUGCGCUGCGUGUGACUUUAAUAGACCAGGCAAGAAUUGUGAUAGACGUCUUCCUUGGGCCUGGAGAGGAGAGUUUUUUCCUGCUGAGCAGAAUGAAUACGGUAUGGUGAAAAGAACUCUCCAGAACGAAUCGUUUCCUGGUGCCAGACCAUGGUUGCCUAACCGUACAUUCGAUGAGCUCCCUUACCCUGAACAAGCACAACUCAUCAAGAAGAGAUUGUCUGAUUAUUCGAGAAAGGUUUAUAAUAGAAUCAAGCAAACAAAAACAAUAACCAGAGAAGCAAUUGUUUGCCAGAGAGAGAAUCCAUUUUACGUCAACACGGUGAGAAACUUCAGAGACCGUCGUUAUGAAUUCAAGACUUUGGCGAAAGUGUGGAAGGGAAAAGCUUCUGAUUGUAAGGAUGCUAUUUCCAAAGACGAGGCAAAGAAGAUGAUUGUGUUGUAUGAUUCUUUGCAAUUAGCGCACAAGGUUAUUUUAAACUCUUUUUACGGGUAUGUGAUGAGAAAGGGUUCACGUUGGUAUUCCAUGGAAAUGGCGGGUAUCACUUGUCUUACAGGUGCGACAAUCAUUCAGAUGGCUAGAUCCUUGGUCGAAAGAAUCGGUCGCCCUUUGGAAUUGGAUACUGACGGUAUUUGGUGUAUUUUGCCUAAGUCGUUUCCUGAAAAUUUCAAUUUGAAGUGCAAAGAUGGCAAAAAGAUCUUCUUGGAGUAUCCUUGUUCUAUGUUGAAUUAUUUGGUUCAUCAGAAGUUUACCAACCAUCAAUAUCAAGAUUUGGUAGAUGCUGAUCAGUUCAGAUAUGAGACAAAAUCUGAAAACUCAAUCUUUUUCGAAGUCGAUGGUCCAUACAAAGCUAUGAUUUUGCCGACAUCGAAGGAAGAAGGCAAAGGUUUGAAGAAGAGAUAUGCUGUGUUCAAUAAAGACGGCUCCCUCGCCGAGUUGAAGGGUUUCGAAUUGAAGCGAAGAGGAGAAUUGCAACUUAUCAAGAAUUUCCAAUCUGAUAUCUUCAAGCUUUUUCUCGAGGGUGACACUCUUGAGAAUUGUUAUAAGGCUGUUGCCACUGUUGCAAACAACUGGUUAGAUGUGUUGGAUACCAAGGGUGGCCACCUUGAAGACGAAGACUUAAUUGAACUUAUUUGUGAGAACAGGAGUAUGAGCAAACCCUUAGCAGAAUACGAGGGCCAGAAAUCUACCUCCAUCACAACAGCUAAAAGAUUAGGUGAAUUUUUAGGCGAGGAAAUGGUGAAGGAUGCUGGAUUGGCCUGUAAAUACAUUAUCAGUGCACGGCCCCUAGGUAGCCCUGUCACUGAAAGGGCUAUUCCUGUUUCUAUUUUCUCUUCUGAGAAGAAGGAAUUAUUUUUGAAGAAGUGGUUGAAGGAUCAGUCUAUGACUGACUUUGAUCCACGUUCAGUGAUUGACUGGGAAUAUUACCAUGAGCGUCUCGCAUCUGUUGUUCAAAAGAUCAUUACGAUCCCCGCUGCUCUCCAAAACGUGAAGAAUCCUGUUCCAAGAAUCGCUCACCCCGAUUGGUUGCAAAAAAGGAUUCGUGCAAGCGAAGAUAAAUUGCAGCAGAAAUCGAUUUCAACGUUCUUUCUGUCUUCUACCAAGCAGGACUACCAGACAAAGACGGUGAAAGACAUCGAGGAUUUUGGAGAAGUCGACGAUAAUAACAUGAAGUCGAAGGUCAGUAAAGUCAUUGUCCGUAAAAGAAAGUUGAGAGAGGCUCAAAGGUUGCGGACUGAGGAAGAAGAGAGAGACAACGCAAUUCUCAACGGUCCUUGCCCACCAAUGACUGAAGAUUACGCCGGUUUCCUUCAAUUCCAGAAAGCAAAAUGGAGAUUGCAGGCUAACAAUAGACAGAGGAGAAAAAAAUUAUUUGGUGAUAGCUCGGAAGCUUCUCAUCGUUCCUCUGUUGGUAACAUGAUCAGAAAACAAGCUGAGAAUGUUGCCGGUUCUGACUGGGAGAUCUUAGAAUAUAAGGUGGACCCGCUCAAUGUGGGAGCUCUAAAAGUAUUCGUUCUUUCAGGCAAGAAAGUCCACUCCUUCCUAUUUCAUAUCCCCAAGGAAAUCUAUGCCACGUUUAAGGUUGAUUUGUCUAAGAAGAAAACAAUUGCUAACUGUGAAAUUGAAGAAUCGAAUGCAAUCUUGCCCAAUGGACAUGAUUCCUCUCACUUAUACAAGCUCACAAUGCCCGAAGCAGUCUACAAUGAUGAGAUCAGCCGCGUUGAUGGCUUGUUGAACGACUCAAGAGUCUUGGGUUUGUAUGAGACACAAGUUGAUUCUAUUGAUAGGGCGAUCAUAAAUUUGGGAAAUACUGUGAGAUUCGACGACACUAGAGUUGGUGCCCUCGGUAAAUGCAUGAAGAACGGUUUCACUACUAAAGAUUUGAUUCCUGUUGAGAAAGAUUCAUACUUGAAAAAGUUUGGUCUUGAUAUCGUUUAUCUUUUGCACAUUGCCACGAACAACUAUGAAUUCUUCGGUGUUUUUAACUCUUGGGAUCAGAAAGCAUCUGUCUUCGUUUUGAAGCCUUCUAGUGGUGCUCAAGAACUUCCAGGCAACCUUCACAAGAUUUACCGUGAUGUAUACCAGGCCAAGAAGGAUAAAGUGGCUAAACUCUACAACAUCCUUGAGUACCAAGAGGAAAUGGAGUUCGAAACCAGCUACUUCAACAAUGCAUCAAGCAUGUACAAGAAGUUGAACUCCACCCUCAGAAAGUUCCAUGAAGGAAGAAGCACAAAGGCUUUGCUCACAAUUCAAUCCCCAUACUGCAACCGGGUAUUAAAUGUCCUUGAUGCCGCUUCAAACUUCCCAACUAUCAAAAUGAGCGUAGGAGAAGUCACUUUACCUGCCAUCGGCUGGCAGUCACUAAUUCUGAAGAGAAUCAUGAACCACUAUUUCUUGUUGGCAUCGUGGCUCAAAAACUUGAUUGCAUUAUCCAACUAUGGAAAAAUCCCGUUGUGUAAUUUGCAAAUUGAAAACAUGGGGUAUAUGAUUGACAUUGACUAUGCCAGAAGAUUGACGCAAAACAACAUAGUGUUAUGGUGGUGCAAGUCUCCCUACCCAGAUCAUGGAGGAUUUGAAGACGAUAGAAUCCAAGAUUUUGAUAAUCUUGACUUUAUCACUAUUAACAAUCCUGAAAUUUACGAAACAGCCUGUUUGGAAGUGGAAAUUGGUACUUUGACUAUUAACACCAUCUUGACAGGCUCCCUUAUCAAUGAAGCAGAGGGAACUGAUAUGUCAGAUGACCCGUUGAUUACUGACGAGAACAAUGGAACUUCGACAUUGGCACUGGACACAUUCUCCCCGGCUUCAUUGACCAUUUUGAGGUCCAUGGUCAAGAGUUGGUGGGACGAUGCGAUGGUCAACAAUUCAAAUGCUGACUCUAUGAUGAAUACUUUAGUGUCUUGGAUACAGAGGAAGGACUCUUUCUUGUAUGACUACACUCUCCACAAUCAUAUUCAUAACCUUACUUGCAAGUCAUUGUUGCAGUUGGUAGGAGAGUUCAAGCGUAUGAACGCAAAUGUUGUGUUUGCAAACAGGCAAAAGUUGAUUAUUCAAACCUCCAAGAUUUCAGUUGAGAAUUCUUAUGCAUUCGGUCAGUACGUUGUACAUGCUACACGCUCAAAGCCUUUGUUCAACUUCCUUGACUUGCGAAUCACACGCUACUGGGAUCUUUUAGUUUGGAUGGACGAAUACAACUAUGCUGGAAGAUGCUGUACCCAGAUAACAAAUGACGACGUCCAAAGCUUAAACCCUGUGAGCCACUGGCAGAUGAAGAAGUUCUUGCCAAUAAUAUUCCAGAACGACUUUGAGGAUUGGUUGGUGAUCUUUUUGGAUGCUUUGACGAAGUACAAGAGCGAGAACUUGUUGGGAGGAACGCAAAAGCAAAACCAAAGAGUUACACAGCUUGCUCACAUAUUGAAAGGACAGAAGAAACAAGAUUCCAAGGAAGAAGACGAGGAAGAGGAAUUUGUGAGUGAAGUGAUGAAUAACUUCAGAAAGCCGCUCCAGAAGAGAAUCGAGAAACUUUACCGUCGCCAAAACGAGUCGAUUCUUAAUCCAGAAAUGAAGGAGGAGUAUGCAUUUCCGCUUCUCCUGGGCUCACAUCUCAAAAUGAAAAACCCAGUAUUGGAGUUAGUGAAGUUCUUGUGUGCUGUUUUUGGGUUGUCCAAAAAGAGAGGUAUCGAGGUUCGUAUGCUACGGAGAGAUCUCUUGGCUGUGAUGGAUAUUAAGGAGUUUAGUCCUGAAUCCAUAUUCGUGAACCCAUGUGCAUCGUUGAAGUUAUCGUCCGUGGUCUGCGACUACUGUAAUUUCAUUCGUGAUAUCGAGCUUUGUCAUGAAGAAGAGAGGAAUAUCUGGGCAUGCACCAACUGUCAUAAAUUCUACAAUAAGGUUUCAUUGGAAGAGGAGCUUAUCUCACAGUGCCAGCGACUUGUGACGAAGUAUUUGACUCAGGAUUACGAGUGCUCAAGAUGUCUGCUGAUUAAGGCAGAUAAUAUGAGUGAGUUCUGCAAGUGUUCUGGGUCAUGGUCGGAGACUGUCCCAUUUGCCGAGGUGGAGCACCGGAUCGAGACAUUCAAGAAUGUCUCCCAGAGCUAUGGGUUGAAGAUGUUGUUAGCCCACAUAGAAGAGCAUUUUUAG
Messenger RNA from Sungouiella intermedia, 6669 nucleotides. The record is from the annotation of a GenBank genome assembly. Lineage: Eukaryota; Fungi; Ascomycota; Pichiomycetes; Serinales; Metschnikowiaceae.